Messenger RNA from Vitis riparia (riverbank grape), 2741 nucleotides. Its product is annotated as acyltransferase-like protein At3g26840, chloroplastic. The transcript is spliced from 16 exons. Gene Ontology annotation, cellular component: membrane. Lineage: Eukaryota; Viridiplantae; Streptophyta; Magnoliopsida; Vitales; Vitaceae. Bases 445 to 2526 code for a protein of 693 amino acids. The record is from RefSeq and is a predicted model, not a curated record.
CCUAUGAACCCACGCCUACAGUAGGUCAAUCAGAGGAAAUUGGGUCCAUUACGGAAGUGGGCUCCAGAAAUUUCUGACGCACGACAUCACACCCUCGGAUGGUGGUAGAAUCUCUUGGCGGCAGGUGAUGCGAUUGAUCAGGCUUCCAAGCACCAGGUCGUACCUUCUUCGUCAUCCAUCUGCUUAUCAAGCACCAAUCAACGGCAACUUUCCAUUCGUACAAGCUCGAAGGAGUAAGAAAGUGAGUCGCAAAGUUACAACAAGAGAAAGGAAAAUGCGAUAAGUAUAACCGAGGCCAGGCGUGAACCACGUUGAGUUGUUAGAUUCGUAUUGGCCUGGAACAUCGAGUGCAGGCUGCAGCGUCCUUGGCAUCCUAGCUACCAACAAAAAUCUGUCUGCUGGAGCGCCACACUUCUGGUGGACCCGUUGAGGAGACAUUGCCCCAUGGCGGCCACAGGAGCAUGCUUCAUCGCCGGCGGUUUCUUGCCGAUGUUCGGCCGGGACAUGAAGUCAAUUGCAGGAGGAUUGAGGACGAAUUUUUCGGUUUCGAUUCGGCCGUCUGCUGUGUUCACCAAACAAACACCAGCGCCCGGAGUAACAGAAAGAGGGAGAUUCGAGAAGAUGAGUGAAGCCGAUAUGAUCUCGAAGCAUUUUGAUAACUCGGACGUGGCGAAAUUGGAACAGCGGAGUUUGAAGGAUUACUUUGAGCAGUCGAAGGAUUUGAUCAGGUCGGACGGUGGACCGCCUCGCUGGUUUUCGCCUUUGGAAUGCGGAUCUCGGUUGGAUAGCUCUCCCUUGCUUCUCUUUUUGCCAGGAAUUGAUGGUGUUGGACUUGGACUUAUUUUGCAUCAUCAAAGGCUUGGAAAGCUUUUUGAUAUAUGGUGCUUGCAUAUUCCUGUUGAGGAUCGAACAACGUUUACAGAAUUGGUGAAGCUGGUUGAAAGAACAGUUAGGUCAGAGAAUUACCGUUCACCAAAUAAACCCAUAUACCUAGUCGGAGAAUCUCUCGGAGGAUGCCUUGCUCUGGCUGUUGCAGCCCGUAAUCCUGACAUCGAUCUUGCACUGAUUUUGGCCAACCCAGCUACAUCUUUCAGCAAGUCACCACUGCAAUCUCUAAUGCCUCUAUUGAGUCUCAUGCCUGACAAGCUUAAUUUUAGCCUUCCUUUUAUACUUAGCUUAAUAACAGGUGAUCCUUUGAGGAUGGCGAUUACAAAUGCAGAGAAAGGACUUCCUCUGCAACAAAGAGUUGGAGAGCUACCACAGGGUCUUGUUGCACUGCCAUCUUAUCUCUCUGUUUUGUUUGAUAUUUUACCUAGAGAAACCCUUCUUUGGAAGCUAAAGAUGCUUCGCUCAGCUUCUGCAUUUGCCAAUUCACGUCUCCAUGCUGUUAAAGCUGAAAUAUUGAUACUUUCCAGUGGAAAGGAUAAGUUAUUAUCGAGUCAAGAAGAAUGUGAGAGGCUUUGUCAUACACUACCCAAUUGUGAGAUUCGCAAGUUUACCGAUAGUGGUCAUUUUCUCUUCCUGGAAGAUGGUGUUGAUUUGGUAACUAUCAUCAAAGGUGUUAGUUUUUAUCGCCGUGCAAAAUACCUUGACUAUAUUUUGGAUUACAUACCACCAACUCCAUCAGAAUUUAAAAAUGUAGCCGAACCAAUUAGAUGGUUUAAUAGCAUAACUUGCCCCGUUAUGCUCUCAACUUUGGAGGAUGGGAAGAUUGUGAAAGGACUAGCAGGAAUUCCUUCUGAAGGGCCAACUUUGUUUGUUGGCUAUCAUAUGUUGCUUGGAAUUGAAACGAUUCCCCUAGUGUUACAAUUUAUGGAUGAAAGAAAUAUUCUUUUAAGAGGGAUAGCACAUCCAAUGUUGUUUAAGAGGUCAAGUGGUGGAAGUUUACCUGACUUAUCAAGGUUUGACACAAUUAGACUUGUGGGUGCAGUUCCGGUCUCAGGCACUAACUUUUAUAAACUCAUGUCUUCCAAGUCUCAUGCCCUAUUGUAUCCGGGAGGUGUGCGAGAGGCUGUACAUCGAAAGGGUGAGGAAUACAAGUUGUUUUGGCCAGAACAAUCUGAGUUUGUCCGAAUUGCGGCUAGGUUUGGAGCCAAAAUUAUACCCUUUGGAGUUGUUGGAGAAGAUGAUUUUGGUCAGGUAGUCAUUGAUUACAAUGAUUUAAUGAUGAUUCCCUAUUUUAGGGAUCAGAUAGAGGAGAACACGAAGAAAGCUGUGAAAUUAAGGACUGGUAUUAGUGGUGAGGUUGCAAACCAGGAUUUGCACACGCCAGGAAUUCUACCAAAAUUGCCAGGUCGUUUUUAUUACUUGUUCGGGAAGCCAAUUGAGACAGAAGGGAGGAAGCAGGAACUAAGAGAAAAGGAAAAGGCUCAUGAACUGUAUUUACAUGUCAAAUCUGAGGUUGAGAGUUGCCUUGCUUAUUUAAAGGAGAAAAGGGAGAGUGAUCCAUAUAGGAACAUACUGCCCCGGUUAUUUUACCAGGCUACACAUGGAUUUACAUCUGAUGUUCCUACAUUUGAGCUUUGAUUAUUGCUUGUGCUGUAAGUGAGACAAAUCUGUUUAAAUCAAGGUAUGUGUUGCCCCCAAGGUGGAGUUAGCCUCAUUGCAGGCUGUACACUGAAGGCUUGUUGUUAGGUGUUAGCCCACUGUAUGCCCCUAAACCUUCCAAAAGAAUGAAUAGAAGUAUACAUUUAUACCAGACAAUGGAUUACUAAAAUAAUAUGAUGUGUUGAGGGAUAAAA